UCUAAACAGAAAAGCAUAGGGACGAAAAAAAUCGAUGAAAACUGUCACUAUUUUGAAAGUUGUUCUUUAGAUAUAACGCACAGAUUGUUUCUGAUGUAAUUGCGACACUGCGUUGGUUUGGAAACGGAGAAGUGUUUGCUUUUACAGCGGCGACCGUUCAAUCGUUAAGUCGUAAUGUGGUAAUGUAUUUAUCCGCUGCAUAUUUAUGCUUUCCAUCAACAAGCGGAUGUGUCAGUGUCACCGCAGAGGCUCUUGUACGGUGUUUGGGAUGUUUAUCCCCCAAAAAGCUUGAACUUUGAGACCUUCGCCGACAUAAAACAGUAUCCUGCUCCCUCGAGUUGCGGCAAUGGCUUCGGCGCUGAGUUGUUUCAAUGGUCCCGAGGUGCUGGAGGACGUGAAUCAUGCUCGAGGUUUAAUGAAUGAGCUGAAAUUACUCUACGACUACAGGCUGCUCGGGGACGUUACUAUUGGAGUGGAGUGUGAAGAGGAGUCCGCGGAGCAAAGCGGUGACCUGACCAGAGGUGACAUUUGUCAACUUUUCCUGUGCAGUCGUAACGUUCUCGCCGCCGCCAGCCCUUACUUUAAAAGCAUGUUCACCGGGGGACUAAACGAGAGCAUGCAGGAGAGGGUAGUCAUCCGAGGGGUGGACUCUGAAUCCAUGUCCGUCAUCAUAGAUUACUGUUACACAGGCAGGGUGGCCAUUACGGAGAGCAACGUCCAGAGACUGUACGCAGCAGCAAACAUGCUCCAGCUCGAGUAUAUUAGGAAAGCCUGCUCCAGUUUCAUGACAAGAAGGCUAGAUCUCUCCAACUGUGUUGGGAUAUUAAAAUUUGCAGAUAAUUAUGACAAUCCUGAAUUGAAGGAAAAUGCACAGGCUUUCAUAGCCAGAAACUUCACCCAGUUGUGUAAUGGAGGAGACCUUUGUGAGCUGGACUUAGUGCAGCUGAAAGAGUUGUUGUCUCUGGAUACCUUAGAUGUGGACUGUGAGAAGAAAGUAUGCUCAGCUGCUUUACAGUGGAUAGAGGCAAAUGCGCCGUUAAAUAAAGAGGAUGCAUUGCAAGCCCUAAAGUGUGUGCGCUGGAACUUGUUCAGCGAGAAGGACAAGUGCUACCUGGAGAGUCUGAUGGCAAGACCUCUAAUUGAGAUAUACCUGUCAUCUUUUUUUAACAGGUCUACAGAGGACAGCUGUGAAAUGUCUGCAGCUUUGGAUGUACCGAAACACAGAAUAGGUGUGAGUGCAAAAGAGAUGAUUAUCUUCUUUGGUCUACCCAAUGACAACAUAAUGUGCUGUGACCCUUACUCUGAGGACCUAUAUUUCAUGGCUCCUCCUUUAGAAGAUCUAAGCAGUCAGGAUUACAAACGCUCAACCAUGGAAUCUUUAAUUGCCUGUGCCACACCUGAAAAUAACCUGUACCUAGCCUCCCACCUGUCCAAACACUUCUGGCUGUACAAUCCUGUUCUCAACAGCUGGCAGGAGUUGGCAGAGAGACCACUGGGCAGAAUACACUCGGGGAUGGGCUACCUCAAUGGACAUGUAUACCUUCUGGGAGGGAGAAAUCCAGUUACUGAUGCCAGGUUAAAGGAGGUUGAGUGUUACAGCAUCCAGAGGAAUCAGUGGACAUUUGUGGCUCCUCUGCCUCACUCUUUGGGUAAAAUGCAGGUUGUGGCACUAAAUGACCACUUGUAUGUGGUGAACAAACGGAGAAUGCUUUGUUACGACCCAAAGAGAAACCGCUGGCGCCAUUGCGGAUCACUCAGAAGAGACAAGCUUCACAAAGCCUGUGUUUUCCAGGACCAGAUCAUCUGCGUGUGUGAUAUCCCCGUGGUAAAAGCCUACAGCCCCACAAGAGGGGAAUGGAAGAGGUUAGGAGACAUUCCUAUUGAUAGUCGUGCUCUGAACUACCAGGUGAUCCAGCACAACAACAAGCUGCUCCUCCUCACUCAGACUUUACUGCAGCACAACAAGAACAGAGUCCUCAUCCAUGAAUACGACCCUGAGAGGGACACAUGGAAAAACAUCAUGGCGGUGUACGUGUCCACCUUGGGACCUGUUUGCGUCUCGACACGCGUGUACCCAGCAUGCCUGGGCUCAGCUCACAGCUUCUCCACAGAGGAGGAUGAUGACAGCGGCUCAAGUGCCGACUGGGACUUGGACGGGUUGACAGAUGCAGACUCUGAUUCUGGCAGCUCGAGCUCUUUCUCAGACGAGAAUUGGUAGUGAAGUGUGUGACUGUGUCAAAGAAAAGUUAAGCUUAUGUUAAGAUGUAAUGGGAUUUUACAGGGUGUUUUUGUCUGCUAGGAGAGGUCACAGUAUUAUUACAAUAUUAAAGCCAUUAUGUAACUUGAAAGCACAAACUGGUCGCUAGUACAGUUAGCUGCAACAUUAAAGCCACUGUCAGAUAAAAUGAAUGAUACUGAUCUCUUCACAAUGCCAUGUUCUGCUGGGAAACAUUGGGUUCUGGUUUUUCUGUAUAUGUUACUUUUAGAUGUACGCUUUUUAUGGUAUUCUUUGGUAUUCCCAGGUCUCUUCACCUUUGUCCAGCAAAAUAAAAUGACAAAGCUGCCUCUAAGCAGUUCAAAAACA
Melanotaenia boesemani (Boeseman's rainbowfish) is the source of this 2584-nucleotide messenger RNA. It is a transcript of the gene kbtbd7, whose product is annotated as kelch repeat and BTB (POZ) domain containing 7. The coding region runs from base 347 to 2218 and encodes 623 amino acids. NCBI's taxonomy places the organism in Eukaryota, Metazoa, Chordata, Actinopteri, Atheriniformes, Melanotaeniidae. The transcript has a single exon. The record is from RefSeq and is a predicted model, not a curated record. Gene Ontology annotation, molecular function: protein binding.